This is a messenger RNA of Chondrus crispus (carragheen), 567 nucleotides long. RefSeq lists its product as hypothetical. The record is from RefSeq and is a predicted model, not a curated record. The transcript has a single exon. NCBI's taxonomy places the organism in Eukaryota, Rhodophyta, Florideophyceae, Gigartinales, Gigartinaceae. Bases 1 to 567 code for a protein of 188 amino acids.
AUGGACUGUAGUACGUACUGUACGGCAGUUGAGAUCGUCCCAUGUGAUCCCUGUGGCCAGGGACAACCAUCACCAUCACCAUCACACAUCAGGUCCUCCUCUCCCUCCCCUCCUCCACCUCCGUACGCCGCCACUUCAUCCAUCAACCGCGCUCCACCUGCUGCCUGCAUCCUUCCCUCUCCCAGCUUGCAGCGCUCCGCCUACCGCCAAUCCCCAAUGGCCUUCAUCCCCUCCCUUCCCCUCGCCCGCGGUCGUCUUAAGCCCUGCACGCCUUUGGUCCGCCCUCCCUUUCAAGCUCCCCGCACAUCUCGCCAUCCCCCAGCCGCCAACUUCUCCACCGCCCGCGACGCCACCCCUACACAAGUUUGUCCUCAGUGCGCCGACCGCAAGACCCUCCCUUGCACCCUUUGUAAUACCUUCGGCUUUCUCGAAGUCAACGAGGCCACCGUUUGGCGCACCUGUCACAUCUGCAAGGCCCAGGGCAACAUUCCCUGUCCAGCGUGUAGCCCACCCCCGAAAGAUAAUUCACAAAAGCCUCAGAUAGCUCCCGCCAACCAACAACAGUAG